CUUUUUUCUCCUCUAGGCAAAACCGAUUUAUGGCGGUUGGCUGCUCCUGGCUCCAGAUGGGACGGACUUUGACAACCCAGUGCACCGGUCUCGGAAAUGGCAGCGACGGUUCUUCAUCCUUUAUGAGCACGGCCUCUUGCGCUAUGCCCUAGAUGAGAUGCCCACAACCCUGCCUCAGGGUACCAUCAACAUGAACCAGUGCACAGAUGUGGUGGAUGGGGAGGGCCGCACAGGCCAGAAGUUCUCCCUGUGCAUUCUGACGCCUGAGAAGGAGCAUUUCAUCCGAGCGGAGACCAAGGAGAUAGUCAGCGGGUGGCUGGAGAUGCUCAUGGUCUAUCCACGGACCAACAAACAGAACCAGAAGAAGAAACGGAAAGUGGAGCCCCCCACACCGCAGGAGCCUGGGCCUGCCAAGGUGGCUGUCACCAGCAGCAGCAGCAGCAGCAGCAUCCCCAGUGCUGAGAAAGUCCCCACCACCAAGUCCACACUCUGGCAGGAAGAAAUGAGGGCCAAGGACCAGCCAGAUGGCAGCAGCCUGAGUCCAGCUCAGAGUCCCAGCCAGAGCCAGCCUCCUGCUGCCUGUUCAUUGCGGGAACCUGGGCUGGAGAGCAAAGAAGAGGAGAGCGCCAUGAGUAGCGACCGCAUGGACUGUGGCCGCAAAGUCCGGGUGGAGAGCGGCUACUUCUCCCUGGAGAAGACCAAACAGGACUUGAAGGCUGAGGAGCAGCAGCUGCCCCUGCCGCUCUCCCCUCCCAGCCCCAGCACCCCCAAUCACAGGAGGUCCCAGGUGAUUGAAAAGUUUGAGGCCUUGGACAUCGAGAAGGCAGAGCACAUGGAGACCAAUGCAGUGGGGCCCUCACCAUCCAGCGACACGCGCCAGGGCCGCAGUGAGAAGAGGGCGUUCCCUAGAAAGCGGGACUUCACCAACGAAGCCCCCCCAGCUCCUCUCCCAGACGCCUCGGCUUCCCCCCUGUCUCCACACCGAAGAGCCAAGUCACUGGACAGGAGGUCCACGGAGCCCUCCGUGACGCCCGACCUGCUGAAUUUCAAGAAAGGCUGGCUGACUAAGCAGUAUGAGGAUGGCCAGUGGAAGAAACACUGGUUUGUCCUGGCUGAUCAAAGUCUGAGAUACUACAGGGAUUCAGUGGCUGAGGAGGCAGCCGACUUGGAUGGGGAAAUUGACUUGUCUACAUGUUACAAUGUCACAGAGUAUCCAGUUCAGAGAAACUAUGGCUUCCAGAUACAUACAAAGGAGGGCGAGUUCACCCUAUCAGCCAUGACGUCCGGGAUCCGGCGGAACUGGAUCCAGACCAUCAUGAAGCACGUGCACCCAACCACCGCCCCGGAUGUGACCAGCUCAUUGCCAGAGGAAAAAAACAAGAGCAGUUCCUCUUUUGAGACAUGCCCAAGGCCGAGUGAAAAGCAAGAGGCAGAGCCGGGGGAGCCUGACCCUGAGCAGAAGAGGAGCCGUGCACGCGAGCGGAGACGAGAGGGCCGCUCCAAGACCUUUGACUGGGCUGAGUUCCGCCCCAUCCAGCAGGCCCUGGCUCAGGAGCGGGUGGUUGGCACGGGGCCUCCUGACACCCAUGAGCCCCUGUGCCCUGAGGCAGAGCCUGGGGAGCUGGAGCGGGAGCGUGCACGGAGGCGGGAGGAGCGCCGCAAGCGCUUCGGGAUGCUCGACACCACAGACAUGCCGGGCACUGAGGAUACAGCCCUGCGCAUGGAGGUGGACCGGACCCCGGGGCUACCUGUGAGUGACCUCAAAACACAUAACGUCCACGUGGAGAUAGAGCAGCGGUGGCAUCAGGUGGAGACCACACCUCUCCGGGAAGAGAAGCAGGUGCCCAUCGCCCCCGUGCACCUGUCUUCUGAAGAUGGGGGUGACCGGCUCUCCACACACGAGCUGACCUCUCUGCUGGAGAAGGAGCUGGAGCAGAGCCAGAAGGAGGCCUCAGACCUUCUGGAGCAGAACAGGCUCCUGCAGGACCAGCUGAGGGUGGCCCUGGGCCGGGAACAGAGCGCCCGUGAGGGCUACGUGCUGCAGACUGAAGUGGCCACCUCCCCAUCGGGUGCCUGGCAGAGGCUCCAUAGAGUCAACCAAGACCUUCAGAGUGAGCUUGAAGCCCAGUGCCAGCGCCAGGAGCUGAUUACACACCAGAUUCAGACCCUGAAGCGUAGCUAUGGGGAGGCCAAGGACACGAUCCGACACCAUGAGGCUGAGAUCCGCAGCCUUCAGGCACGGCUCAGUAAUGCAGCUGCGGAGCUGGCCAUCAAGGAGCAGGCGCUGGCCAAGCUCAAAGGCGACCUGAAGCGGGAGCAGGGCAGGGUCCGAGAGCAGCUGGAGGAGCGGCAACACAGCGAGGCAGCACUGAGCAGCCAGCUGAGGGCCAGUGAGCAAAAACUCAAGAGCGCCGAAGCCCUGCUGCUGGAGAAGACACAGGAGCUACGGGGCCUGGAGACACAGCAGGCGCUGCAGCAGGACCGGCAGAAAGAGGUCCAGAGGCUGCAGGAGCGUAUUGCCGACCUCAGCCAGCAGCUGGGUGCCAGUGAGCAGGCCCAGCGGCUGAUGGAAGAGAAGCUGCAGAGAAACUACGAGCUGCUGCUGGAGAGCUGCGAGAAGGAGAAACAGGCGUUGCUGCAGAACCUGAAGGAGGUGGAAGACAAGGCCAGCGCCUACGAGGACCAGCUGCAGGGCCAGGCACAGCAGGUGGAGACCCUGCAGAAGGAGAAGCUGAGCGCCACUUUCGAGGGCAGUGAGCAGGUGCACCAGCUGGAGGAGCAGCUGGAGGCACGAGAGGCCAGCGUGCGCCGGCUUGCAGAGCAUGUGCAGAGCCUCUGUGACGAACGGGACCUCCUCAGGCAGCGGUUCCAGGAGCUGACAGAGCGUGUGGCCACGUCUGAUGGGGAUGUGGCUGAGCUCCGGGAAAAGCUAAGGAGAAGAGAGGCCGACAACCAGAGCCUGGAGCACUCCUACCAAAGGGUUGCCAGCCAGCUGCAGAGCAUGCACACUCGGCUGAGAGAGAAGGAGGAAGAGCUGGAGCACAUUAAGGAAGCACACGAGAAGGUUCUGGUGAAGAAGGAGCAGGACCUCAAUGAGGCUUUGGUUAAAAUGGUUGCCUUGGGGAGCAGCUUAGAGGAAACAGAAAUUAAGCUCCAGGCAAAAGAAGAGAUUUUAAGGAAAUUUGCAAGUGAGUCUCCAAAAGUAAUGGAAGAGCCACGGAGCACCCCUGAAGAUACAGAAAGGGAUGGCACUUUGCUCCCAGGCCGUCCAGUCCCAGCCACCAGGGCCACUCUGGCCUUUCCACAGACAAGGCUCGAGGAUGAGGACGAGGACCUGGGGGGUCCUCCGGGGGAGGAAUAUGGGGAUGGCAGCCCCAAUAGGGAAGAGAGUGUAGUGCCCCCAAAGUCAGUGGAAGUGCUUGACAGGGAGGUGCAUCAGCAGGGUACAACCAAACUUGACCAGGGAGCACCUGGUGUUAAAAGGCAAAGAAUCCGGUUCUCCACAAUACAGUGCCAAAGAUACGUUCACACCGAAGGGUCCGAGAAAACCUGGACCAGCAGCACAUCUUCUGACACCAGCCAGGACCGGUCACCCUCAGAAGAAAGCAUGUCCUCAGAGCCUGCACCCAGUGCACUGCCCGCAGCUGGUGACUCUGACACGUACCUCUCCAUCAUCCACUCCCUGGAGACCAAGCUCUACGUCACAGAGGAAAAGCUCAAAGAUGUGACGGUGAGGCUGGAGAGCCAGCAGGGUCAGAGCCGUGAGGCACUGCUCGCACUGCACCACCAGUGGGCGGGCACUGAGGCCCAGCUGCGUGAGCAGCUUCGUGCCAGCCUGCUCCAGGUUGGUGCACUGGCCUCCCAGCUGGAGCAGGAGAGGCAGGAGAGGGCCAGGAGGGUUGAAGGGCAUGUUGGAGAGCUCGGGGACUUCCAGGUCAAGAACAGUCAGGCCCUAAUGUGCCUGGAAAAUUGCCGAGAACAGCUGAGAUCUCUGCCUAGGGCCAGCCAGGAGGAUGAGCAGGAUGCGGGCACAGCCUCCCUGUCCAGUGUGGAGAGUGCACUCGUCAGCGCCAUCCAAGCCCUGCGGCACUGGCCCGCCCCAGCUGAUGGCGGGUCCCAUGCACAGCUGGAGAUGGGUGGCACCGAAGAGAAUGGGAAGCCUGCCUCCCUGCAACAGCGCCCCCAGCCUGAGCUGACAGAGCAGGAGCAGGCUAGGCUUCUUUCUGACCAGAUUAUUCUGGAGGCCUCGCUGAUCAGCCAGAUAGCAGACUCCCUGAAGAACACGACAUCAGAUGUCUCCCGAAUGCUCCACGAGAUUUCUUGGUCAGGACAGCCACUGAUGGAGUCUGCUGGGGCCCCUGUAGACACCUGGGCCAGAAAGGUGCUGGUGGAUGGUGAGUUCUGGAGCCAGGUUGAGUCCCUAAGGAAGCAUCUGGGGACGCUGGGAGAAGAGGCAGUCGGUUCCUCAGGAGGCAGGCAGCAGAGCAUCCCACAGGGCCUGGCCCCCAUCCUGGCCAAUGCCACAUGGGUCAGGGCAGAGCUCAGCUUUGCCACACAGUCAGUGAGGGAGUCAUUCCACCGCAGGCUGCAGAGCAUCCAAGAGACCCUGAGGGACACCCAGGCAGCCCUGCGGCAGCACAAGUAUCUACUGAGGGAAAUUCUGGGAGCCUACCAAACCCCAGACUUUGAGAGAGUGAUGCAGCAGGUCUUGGAAGCCCUCAGGCUUCCAGCAGGCCAUGAAGAUGGUGUGCAGCUGUCCUGGGACCUGAGCCCCUUAGGAGAAGUCCUGGGCCAAGACUCAGAAGGCUCUCAGGAGCCCUUUCAUGCAUCUGACCAGAGCCCUAGGGCCUUUGUUGCUAUUCAAGAGGAGCUUGCCCAGCAGCUGAAGGAGAAGGCCAGCCUCUUAGAGGAGAUAGCUGCUGCCUUAACAUCUCUGCCACCUGUGGAAUCACUAAGAGAUUGCCAGAAGCUUCUCCAGGUAUCCCAGAGUCUCUCAUACAACACUUGCUUGGGAGGCCUCAGUCAGUAUUCUUCAUUGUUGGUUCAGGAUGCCAUUGUUCAGGCGCAGGUAUGCUAUACAGCCUGCAGAAUCCGGCUAGAAUAUGAGAAGGAGCUCCAGCUCUACAAGGACUCCUGGCAGACCAGAGAGCCCCCCUGCCCAGAGCAGGCACAAGCAGCCCAGGCCCUGAGGGAGGAGUAUGAGGAACUUCUCCGCAAGCAGAAGAGCGAGUACCUGGAUGUGAUCGCCAUCAUUGAAAGGGAGAAUGCAGAGCUCAAGGCCAAGGCUGCCCAGCUAGACCAUCAGCAGCGGUGUCUGGAGGACACGGAGAGCAAGCACAGCAUGAGCAUGUUCGCCCUGCGGGGUAGGUACAAGGAGGAGAUCCGGUGUGUGGUGGAGCAGCUGACCAGGACCGAGAACACACUGCAGGCUGAACGCAGCCGAGUCCUGAGCCAGCUGGACACCUCAGUCAGAGACAGGCAGGACGUGGAGAGGCACCAUGGCGAGCAGAUGCAGACCCUGGAGGACAGGUUCCAGCUCAAGGUCCGGGAGCUACAGACGAUCCAUGAGGAGGAGCUGAGAACCCUGCAGGAGCACUACUCACAGAGCCUGAGGUGUCUGCAGGACACCACCCUCUGCCUCCACCAGGGGCCACACCCCAAGGCCCUGCCGGCCCCUGCCCCCCACUGGCAGGCAACCCAAGGAGAGGCUGACUCCAUGACGGGGCUGAGGGAGCGCAUCCAGGAGCUGGAGGCCCAGAUGGAUGUCAUGCGGGAGGAGCUGGGAUACAAGGAUCUGGAGGGCGAUGCUGCCACCCUGCGCGAGAAGUACCAGAGGGACUUGGAAAGCCUUAAGGCCACAUGUGAGCGAGGAUUUGCAGCAAUGGAAGAAACACACCAGAAGAAAAUUGAAGAUCUACAGAGGCAGCACCAGCGGGAGCUGGAGAAACUUCGGGAGGAGAAGGACCGCCUCCUGGCCGAGGAGACAGCCGCCACCAUCUCAGCCAUCGAAGCCAUGAAGAAUGCCCACCGGGAGGAGAUGGAGCGGGAGCUGGAGAAGAGCCAGCGGUCCCAGAUCAGCAGCGUCAACUCAGAUGUUGAGGCCUUGCGGCGCCAGUAUCUGGAGGAGCUGCAGUCGGUGCAGCGGGAACUGGAGGUCCUUUCGGAGCAGUACUCUCAGAAGUGCCUGGAGAACGCCCACCUGGCCCAGGCGCUGGAGGCCGAGCGGCAGGCCCUGCGUCAGUGCCAGCGUGAGAACCAGGAGCUCAACGCCCACAACCAGGAGCUGAACAACCGCCUGGCUGCGGAGAUCACACGGUUACGGACGCUACUGACGGGGGACGGCGGUGGGGAGGCCACUGCGUCACCCCUUGCACAGGGCAAGGAUGCCUACGAGCUGGAGGUCUUAUUGCGGGUCAAGGAAUCAGAAAUACAGUACUUGAAACAGGAGAUUAGCUCCCUCAAGGAUGAGCUGCAGACGGCACUUCGGGACAAGAAGUACGCUAGUGACAAGUACAAAGACAUCUACACAGAGCUCAGCAUCGCGAAGGCUAAGGCUGACUGUGACAUCAGCAGGUUGAAGGAGCAGCUCAAGGCUGCAACAGAAGCACUGGGGGAAAAGUCCCCUGACAGUGCCACGGUGUCGGGAUACGAUAUAAUGAAAUCUAAAAGCAACCCUGACUUCUUGAAGAAAGACAGAUCCUGUGUCGCCCGGCAACUCAGAAACAUCAGGUCCAAGAGUCUGAAGGAAGGCCUGACGGUGCAAGAACGGUUGAAGCUCUUUGAAUCCGGGGACUUGAAGAAAGACUAGCUGUGUCCCAUCCAAGUUGAGCACGCGCCUUCCCCAGCUUGCAGCAGCACACCCUGAGCGCUGCUUUUCACCUGUACCUUUGUUUUAUUAUUAUUAUUGCUGUUGUCAUCGUUAACUGUGGGCAUGGAAUGCGUGAGGCUGGCUUCUGGGUUGUCCACACCACUCUGCUGUGUUGACUUCCUGUUGUUUUCAUCAAAGCUUUUUUCCAUGGUAUUGUAAAAUUAGGCCAGCAUUGGGGGCUGGGAGGGCAUCUCUGUUAGUCUCUUCCUGGCUGUGACCCGCCGCACUCACUGUCAGUAUUAAGGCCCAGCAGCCUGUUGAUAAGCUACCCUGUCUCACCACGCACUGGUGUGGAAACAGGGCCCAGCCAGCAUGCCUCAAGGUAGAUGGAAAAUGGUCAGAGAAAAAGCCGUGCGGACACUCCAGCUUGGCCUGGGUCACAGCACUGACUCCUCACCCACUAGUCUGGCUGUUAGAGGAGGAGGUGCGCUGCCUUCCGGCUGGGGAGGAGGAGAGCAUUUUGUAUUUGUUCCACUGAUGCAGCUUAGAACCACACCCCUGAUAAUCAUGGCAAACCUUUCACAACCUGGAAAAUGUUGAAAGCAACCAUUCCUAUUUUUGUUUGUUUUUUAUUAAAUCUUGCACAAAACCCCCGGCCCCUCUCCUUCCUUUCUUCCUUUUUUCGCUCGUUCUUUUCUUGGUCUCCCAGUAACCCUGGUCUUUCCAUAACUACUCAAGAUUGUUGACCUGCAGCCUGGGUUUCAGACUCUUAAUUGCAAAAAAUGAUGAAUUCCCUCCGGGAAUCAUUCAAAGUAGGGGAAGGUUUGGGGUUUGGGUUUUUUUUUUUACCUUUUGGAGAAGAAACUGUCAUUGCUUUGGAAAAGGUUGAAAGGAGACCCCUGUUAAGUCAAGAAGAAGGUACAGAGGAUGUCAGAACUGAUGAGAACAGCCCAUUAGUGUGUUUUAAGACUCUGAUCUUAACUUUCAUAAUCUGAGCUCUGGAAACCUAUCUUGCAGCAUUGAUCUUUAAAAGGGCCUAGUUAAACUAAACCUGUACUAACAGUUCUGCUUUUUCUAACAGUUUAAGGAAGGCCUUUUGAACUGCCACAAAACAUUCUAUAGCAAUUCUUGAAAAUCUCUUAAAUUGGAGUCUCUAUAUCGGCCCCAUGAAAACCAUUAUUCCCAUUAAGAUAAGGAGAUUCCACAUUAAGAUAAGGAGUUCCACAAACCCCUGGCUGGUGGAACAGGUUCUGCUACUUUAGGAGCUAGGUGGGGUGUGAGCAGAUGGUGUUCAUGCCAGGAGCAUGCUUUCACUUUGUAUUCAUGCUUGAGUGGGUGUGGUGGUCUCUGUGGGUGCAUGGAUGCUUUGGGGGGUAGAAAUGUAAAAAUCCUAUAGCCCAGUUUCUUGAUUAAGUCAUGAGCAAGGCCAUCUAUGGUGCUCUGGCCCCACCCCUAAUGUGCAGAAGGGCAGGAAGCAAGGCCUGGAGUUUUCAUAUGUUUUAAGACCUGGGUUUAGGUGCUGUCUUCUCACUGGAAUAACUAAGUGCUCUCCAUAGGCAUUGAUCCCUUUCCACAAGUUUUUAAGGGUCUUAACCCACACUUUUGCUCCACUGAUAUUAGUCUUCCAUGUUGUUAACAGCAAGAGAAAAUUGAAUUUGUUAUAGACUUAUCUGAGGUGGCACAGUUGUUCAGCUGUAGUCCCAGCUACUUAGGAGGCUUAGGUGGGAGGAUCGCUUGAGCCUGAGAGGUCGAAGCUGCAAUUAGCCAUGAUCAUGCCACUGCACUCCAGCCUGGGUGACAGAGUAAGGCCCCAUAUCAAAUACAGAUAUGCUUAUCAGACCCCACUGACCAUUUAGAUUGGCAGUGCUUUGAGAAAUGCACUUUUCUGUGUCGAUGGGAAUAUACAGAAGGAAUGUGCAGGACCCAGCUGUUCUCCACAGCCCCAUUGUUGUUUCCAGGACACUGCUGAGACACAAAUGCUCCAGAACAGACAGGGACCUGGUGUGGGUUCAGAUCUGACCAGACAGGAGUGUUUUUGCUUGGUGUCUGGAUGCUGUGACUUUGUGUCAUUCUCUGAGGUCUACCACCUGCCCUGCCUGGCAUGGUUUCCUAUGUAACCAUCCCUGCUGCCUCUGGGGACAGACCCACUGGCCCUUCUGCAGACAGCUCCCUGCCUUCUGCUCUCCAGAGGGUUCUGGGCAGAGUCUGUACUUAGGGACAGGAUCCGUCUGCCUUCAACCCUCACAGUUCUUUAAAUUAAAGCAAGUUUGCCCAUAGGUCAAAGAGCAUUUGAUUCACUUUUUCCAAUCACGUAUCCCUUGAGGCUGGACUUCAGGAAUCCUAAAAAAUUAAUAUGAGUGCAGCAUGUGAGGAGUCCGAGACACACCAGCUGGGCAUCUGUGUUCCUUUGCCACAGGCCUCUCCCGCAGGGGCUGGUUUAGUGUAGGGUAUUGCCAGGAAACAGACUGAGGCUGCUACGCCAGUAGAGAAUAGGUAGGGAGGUACUCUCUGGCCAUUCAAACAAAGGCCCCUUUGCUAAGGGCUCCUGAAAAUGCCCUCAUAUAGGGACAGCCACCAACUGGGUCAAGGAAGUCUGGGUUCCCUGCUGGUGGGCUACGUUCUUUGGAUGGAGUGAACCAGGCAAGAAAGGGGAUGAUGUCCUUCAUGUUCCACCUGGACAUGCCCCAGGAACAGAGACUUGCCCAGGUAGCAACACUGGCACAGGCGUCAACUGCUGCCACACUGGGCAGGGAGCCUUGUGCUGCACAGGGCUGGGUGCUCUCUCCAGUUUCCUUCCUGAAGGCAUCCAAAUACCCUGGAAAGGAUUUAGCCCCUGAAUUCCACGGACAAGAAAAAACAGUGAAGAAGUAGAAUUGGUUUCUGUAUGGGGAGAGGGAGGUCCUCUUAGGGGCAGCUGUGAGUGGGGUCUCAGGCUGCUCCUUGGCACCAGUCACAAGAUAGUGAGCUUUCCCAGCUUCAUUGAUGAGGAAGAUGUUCAAAUAGACUUCAGCAUUUUAAUUAUUUUCCUGUAAAUGUACUUAUGUGUAGUAUGCUAGCACAAGCUGUUAAGCCAUGCCACACAUAUUAACGGGAAAGCGAGGCAGGUUGACUCUCAUUGAGUUUUUUCAGUCAUGUGCGUGAUUACCUUGUGUGCACGGAUGCACAUGUAGAAUAGUCACUUUCUGCUUGUCAGUUUCUUUAUCACAUGUGGUGCCCCAGCCCCAAUCAGGUGUGGAGACCAGCAUUCCAGAGGACGCGCUGUCCACAGCCUCCCAGAUCCGAGCGGGUCAUUGGGCAGGGGUGGAGACAGACAGUGCACUGCCCUGUGAGCUGAAAGCCUCUGCUUCAGGGAGUCAUAAUGGGCCUGUGCUCAGUAGGUGAUGCAGUGGAUGUCCCAGGGGGACUAGAGGAGGCAGCAUCGCGAACAUGGGGGUUUAUUGAACAAAAGGUAAUGUCGGAGAGGAUCUUGCCUUCAGAUUCAGCAAGUAUGAAGGGAGAAGAGCAUGGAGAGCGAGGCCCCACAGGCUGCUAAGUGAUGUAGAAGGCCGGGCAAGAACCUGUUCCUGCAGCAGCCACCGGCCCCCAUCACUCCCUUAUCCUCCAGCUCACACAGGCCAUACAGGGAGAAGAGGGCAUCUCAGCUGUUAAAGAACCCGAAAGGAAUACUGAUAGGUAAGGCUAGAAACAAAACUGAUGGCUUGAAAAACAUUUUUAUGUAAUGUAUUUACUACCAUUCAUUUUACUACAGAGGUAGAUAGGGCUCUUCACUUUUGGGUACAUGGAAACGUGCUGAGAAUUGAACACAAUCCGGAUCAUCACUCCCGCCUGGCCAUCUCCUGGGAGGCUGCCAUGUGCCAUGGAGCUGGGACACAGAGCAGAGCCCGCCAUGUGUUGCAGGGCCCUGGAGGCCAAGGCCACCCUGCUAGGGGUCCCUGUUGGCAGCCAGGUCCCUACACAAACAAUCUUAUUUGGCCUACUAGGCUUUGAAUAUGACCUGCAGUCUAAUUUGGGAGGUGGGGGAAGCUCUGCUGUCCCCUGCUGCUUUGUAUGUUGGGUGACUUUAAUGGCUGGCCACUUACCCUUUUCUCCCAGCUACUCAUUCACUGACUUGAUGUAACAACACAUCAGUAUUUAUUUUUUCCUGAAAAGAAUUUGUUCAACAUGGUCCUAAAGAAGCUUGGAAUUUAUAGACUUUCCUUUAUAAGAUACAGUUUUUUAAAAAAAGUGACCUCUUUAUCACUAAGGGAGAAAGAUAUUAAGUAUUUUCAAAGUUUUAUGAAGAAUGGAAAUGAUAUUAUACUUCAAAGAAAUUUAAUGUUGAAAUUUCAAAGAUAAAUUGGUGUGUUGAUAAGAAACUUCACUUUCCUGGGAACUUUAUUCAUUUUAGGGAAUUAGAUAAAAUUCCUGGCUACAGGAGCCAUUGGUCUGAUGUACAAGGAAUUUGCUUUAUGACCAGAUUGUAACUUGCCCUAAGGUCCAUGUUGGAGCACUAAGAGGUGUCACAGGUAGAGAUGAUGUUUCGAUUCUCUUUUCUGCAAGCUGGGAUCAGCCCGGUGUUUUCUCCUUUUAGCUGAGAUGGUCGAAGUUUCUCAGCGUGUUGGCAAAACAGCCCUCCCGGCUUUCUAAAAGGACUUAGGACAAAAGCUGCUGGGAAAUUGCUUAUUCAAAAGCUCCUUAGAAUUUAGGCAUCUGCACACUGUUUUCCCACCUUUCACCUUCCUGGGCUUUUCUGCCCUCCAGCAUUCUUCUGAAGAGGGAUUCCUAGCCCGCUCACGUCUCCAGUGGGUAAAUACUCAGCAACUGCACAUGGGUUUUCCAUGCACUUCAGGCUUGGAGGUUGGCCAUGUACAAGCACACUCCUUCUCGCCUCUGGCUUUUCCUCACCACCCUCUUUAAAGGUGUAAACUCCUCAGAUACUAGAUUUAUGAUCACAUGAAAGAUCAUCUUCACAUUGAAAGGUGAAGGCCACCAUGGUUCUCAGUGCCAAGCAACAGAACGUUCCAAGACGGGUGUUCUUCCUUGCACAGCAGCUAUGGCAGGUUGUUCUGCAGCCUCCCCUUAGAGGUGGCUGUUCAUUGUACCUUUGUACAGUUGUGUUUACACACUUGUGCUGACAGCUUUCAGCAAGGGCAUGUGUCCACAGCUGAGGGCAGUAAGAACCAGCCUAAGCUGAAGGCUAGUAACAUGGUGCUGUAGGCCCUUUAAAAGGAAAGCCUGACAUAAACCCAGUAUGGAAAGGAACAUUAUCAGUUCUCUCUAAUUUUGUCUGCCAGGGACAAAACCCUGCUUAUCCUCUUUCCCUUUUCAGAACUGUGCCCUUCAAGUAUUCUUGCUUCUCUGUAAAGGGAAGACAUCUCCCUUCUCUGAAAUCCUUCAACAAAAGAAAAGACUUGGCAAGGUAGGGGAGUCAGUAGCUCAACACUAGAACAUCCCUAUAGAAGGGACAAGUUUCUGUCUGAACACACCUUGGGUCGGAGUCCUUAGGUAUUCAGGUGCAGUACUUUGUGAAUACUUAAGCUACUGCAUGCUUGGUGUAGCUUGCAAUUUCUCUGUAUUUAAAAGCAGUCGUGUUUAUUUUCUUCAAAAUAACCUGUAUAUUAUUCAGAGCAAGCAAUGUAUAUAUUACUGAGAAGUUACUGCAGGGAUUUUUGUGACAAAGUUUGUAUGGGUUUUUUUAAAAAAUCUUAGACACCCCUUUUUAAGAUUGGGAGAACAGGAUUAAGUGCACCGUUGAACCCCGCCCAGCAUUAUAAGGAAAUGUUUUUAAUGACUGCUAAGUCUUUGUAAAAGGUUUGGUCAUUUAAUAGAUGUCUUUAAAGAAUAUAUACAUUAUCUAAAAAACGAAAGCCCUGUAUCCAUACAUUGUUUUCAUUGAAAGAAUUCUGUAUUGCCUGUUCUUGGUAGAGCCAGAGUCCUCAAGGAAAAUGAAGAAAAUGAUAGCUCUGUCUUGACCAGACUUCUGCACAGUAAUGUAAGGCUAUCAUAGGGAGACUUGGUUUAAGGCACGGUUAUGGGAUUGGGAUCGAAAUGUGUGGUUUCUGAGAACCUUCAUGACCACUCACUGGGCAGGGCUCUGUGCACAGCACCAGAGCUGUUUGAAUUCCCCAGCCCUUUGGUUAUAUCCUAGAAUUCCAUGGAGGCUUCGGAAGUUAAAUGCAGCUUUUUUUUUUUUUUUACAACAUGUGUUUUUGUCAAAUUGAUAAGGAAACACUGAGUUACAGAAUACUUAAGAAUUGGAGACUUUAGUACUGUAGGAUGGCCUGGGAGGACAAGUCCCAAGUGGUGGACACCGCAUGCUCCUCAGGCACAGCCUCAGUGGGAGCCUUCCCCAGGCACAGCUCAGCCACCCGAGGAAAGGGAGUUGUGGAGGUGCAGACACAGACAAACACACAUACACACACACACACAGCACCUGCAGCCUCAGAGUCAUGCCUGUCACUCCCCACCCCCACACCCCCGUUGAGAAGUUAGUGGUGUCACAUACUUAGUUUUAUUUUAUAGAUGUCUAGGAAUAGAUUGUGAAGAACACUCAGUUCACUACUGUGUUAUUAUAUCACAAGCUUCAAUUAAAAUGGAUUUUAAAGGAUUUUAGGAUUUACCUUUAGUAUUAACCACUUAUUUACUGACUUACUGUUAGCAUUCAAAACCAGUUAAGUGUAAGAAUUAUUUCAUGUGGUUUUCCUAGGGUAAUAUUUAUAAAAGGUAGAAAGUGUCCAAGUGGCUCCUCAACAAUUAGUUUUUUCUCACAAAUAUGCCCUUCUGUCAGGGUGAAUGUCUCAAUGUGUUAUCAAAGACAAAAUAUACUGUGCCAAGCUGGGGUGCUGUGUGUGACUGAGUAGCAAUGCUUCUUCAGUCACCUCUUCCACAGUUUGUGAUUCCAGUGGUUCUGAGAAUGUUCUGUCACAUGAUAAAAGCAGCUUGUAUAAUUCUACCUGGCAUUUCAUUUCUGUUCUAAUGCUAAAUGGUAACGCUUAACAGACUAAAAGCCAUGUGCAGAAGAAAGGGCUGAAUGAGUCCGGCCUCCCCAGGUUCCAGCACAGCGCUUGGGUAUGAGAGGUAGAGCCCCGGGGUGGGGUGGCCACCCUCCGCCAGGCCAGUGUCUGGAGAAAACAGCUGAGCUGCUGCUCUAUUUUGGGGGUGGGGGGCAUGGAGGGGAGGGGAAAUUUUGAGGCUUUUUUUUUAACAAUGUUUGUGAUCAACUAUUCACUACAAUUGGAGUGUUACUUUGUCAGAAUAUUUAUUCCUUUCUGUGACAUGCUAGAUUCCCUGGAUGUAGCUGAUUGUUUUUAUUUUGUAAAUAUUACCUAACUUUACAUAAACUAUAUCAUAAUAAACUAUUUUUGCAUCACC
Molecule: messenger RNA, 14158 nt
Organism: Callithrix jacchus (white-tufted-ear marmoset)
Lineage: Eukaryota; Metazoa; Chordata; Mammalia; Primates; Cebidae
Gene: MPRIP
Product: myosin phosphatase Rho interacting protein
Cellular component (GO): actin cytoskeleton
Molecular function (GO): actin filament binding
Source: RefSeq, a predicted model, not a curated record